GUCAGUUGUGGAGUUACAUAAGGAUGGAUGUUCCCUUGUGUCUGCGUAUUUUAAGUGUGUUUACUGAUGUAGUGAAUCUUAGAGUAAUGUUGUGUUGCUCUUAACGCGAAUGAGUGAGAAACGCAUCAGAAAAUGGUUCACUUCCUGACGUUUCGGUGAAUAAAAAAAAAAAGACACCAAGAUGGAACCUGAGAGGGAGGUGGUAGAGUGCAUGGGGACGUGGGAAGCGAGGGCAGCUGAGCUCUUCACAGUCUGCGAUCGUGAGUGCAAGGGAUUCAUCACCAAACGCGAUCUUCAGCAUCUGUGGGGGGAGCUUCCCUUGGAUCCAGAUGAACUCGAGUCUGUGUUCGAUUCCUUAGACAGAGAUCAAAAUGGCUUCCUAAGUUUGCAAGAGUUUACGAAUGGGUUUGGCUCUCACUUAGGGCUGGUGAUAGAGUUCCGGGCAGACUCUUCCAGCAGCGGAUCCGAGGGCGAACAGUUCAUAGAGGCAGGGGAGGUCAGUGGUGGUGAAGGUGGUGGUACUGAGGACUGCCAAUUAGACACUAUCCUGGCUCUCCUCGCCUCACAGGAUCUGGAUAGCAAUUCUGCGGUGGUGGAGGCAGUGUGGCAGCAGAUCUCGGGCUCCGGCGCCAGCAUGGAGAGGCUGGUGGCUGCUUUGCUACAGGAGCUCUCGAGGGUGAAACUGGAACACGGCCAUCUAGAGGCAGCACUGGCAACUAAGACGGAGCAGUUCAACCAGCAGGUAUCGCGGCUGUACGAGGAGUUGGAGGCUCAGAUCAGCGGCGAGCAGGUGAAGGCGGCACAGGAACAGAGACAGAGAGGCGCACGGGUACUCGCCACAUUAGAGGAGGAGGUAGCGGAGCGGGACGCGGCACUGAGGGCGCUGGAGGAGGAGCAGCAGGGCCUGAGGCAGCGGCUGGAGCAAGCGGCGGCAGGAGAGGUUGCGGCGAGACAAGAUAACCUACGCCUCGAACAGCAUCUGAAACGCUUGGAAGAGGACUUGAUGCGGCGGGAAGCAGAAGUAGAGGAACUAAUGCAGGCGCUUGACAUUCAUCGCAGGAACACCAAGAAUGAGAAGCGUCGUCGGGCACAACAAGCCUUCAAGGUCACGGAAGGAAUCGCCAGGGAGAGGGAGAGCUUGGUGACUCAACUGGACCUUCUACGCACCAUCAACACGCAGUUGAGGGAUGAGCAGGACCAGAUAAUGCCGUGGAGCUUUAGGGCGAGGGAAAGAGUGGAUCUUGUAGGAGGUGGAGAAGAAGAUAACUCCUCCCAGAGUCCACCUCCUCCUGAUCUGCGUGGAGUAGCCUGCACCAGUCCUCCACCCCGCCCGCUUGCUUCACUGCCGCUCUUCACCACCACUUCAUCCUUCCAUAGUAGUGUCGGGACGGCCAGUGACUACGAGCAUGACGACGACUACUUCUCGGACACGAAGGUCGAGGUGCAGCAGGAUUCUCCCUCUCCUUCAUCCCCCGGCGAGGUGAGCAUCCUGCAGGAGAUCCUAAGUCAGCCUGCCCUUUGUGUGGAGUGUGGCGGCGCCCUUCCUUCCCGUCCCGUGGAAAACUCAGCCGUAGGAACCUCCACAGCCCGCCCUCUGUUGUUGCGUCGCCAGGAGUCCUUCACUCAGACUUCGCCUACUGCUGAGACGUCUCCGCGCAGCAUCGAGACCUUGGUGAACACGCCUGACGAUGCCGGGGACAAAGAGGCAAAACAGACCAAAUUUGUGGGAGAAUGCUGCAACCCCGAGCUGCCGAAACCCUGCAUCUGUGACGGGCGCAUCAAGACAACCACCUCAUCUCCUCCCCAGUGGUACUCCUCGUCCCUGGUCAUCUUCCAGCCACACCUCGCCACCACACCAGCCAAACCCUUCCACACCACUACACCUGUCAAGCCCCUCCACACCACCACACACCUGCACAUGGUCCACCACACGCUGCACACCCAUCACACCCACCACACCUUCCACACCUCCUUCACUUACUUCCACCCUGACAUCAGCGCCACAGCCACACGCCACACCAAAUCCACGCAAAGUGUAGAGCACUACACACUACCACAGCGCCACACACCACCACAACAAACAACAGAGGAACAUGAUACUAAGCACCAACAGCACACCGCACCACGAAAACCCCUAAGAUCGAACAAUCACACGUCACCAUGUCAUCCCACAAUACCAGAGGAGCCUGUAGCAUCACAUCACAUAACACAGCACCACAGGACAUCGCAUGAAUCGUCACAGCAGUCACAGGAAGCAGAAUUGCAUUACAGCGAGGCAUUGAAACACAGAAAUACUAAAGACCACAGCGACACACAGGGAAAACAUAACAAUACACAGGGACAACACGAUGAUAGUAAAAAGCACAGCGACACAAGGGAAAAACACAGCGAUAGUAAAAAAUAUAGCAGUACACAGGAAAAACACAAAAAUAUUCAGGAAAAAUACUGCAAUACACAGAAAAAACACAGCGAUGUACAGGAAAAAUACAGCAGUGCACAAGAAAAACAUAGCAGUGCACAAGAAAAACAUAGCGAUGGUAAAAAGCACAGCAGUACACAACAAAAACACAGCGACAUGCAGGAAAAGCACAGCAAUACACAAGAAAAACACAGCAAUACACAAGAAAAACACAGCAAUACACAAGAAAAACACAGCAAUACACAAGAAAAACACAGCAAUACACAAGAAAAACACAGCACUACACAGGAGAAACAUGGCGAUACACAGGAAAAACACAACGAUAGUAACCAGCACAACGAUACACAGAAAAGACAAAGCGAAACACAGGAAAAACACGACAUUACUCAGGAACACCACAGUACUCAGCAACAUAUCACAGAACAACACAGCGGCGCGGAAAAAUGCUACUCUGAUGCCCUAGAACAACACAGAGCACAACAAAGCAUCACAGAAAAUCAACGCAAUGAUGUGAAACAAUACAUGGAGACACAGAAACAACACACAAAAAAACACAGUAACAUAAACCAAUACAGCAAUACACAAAAACAAGGCAAGUCUUCCCCAAAACAACAAAACCAAACAAACCAACACACCGACACGCAACAAGAAGACAAUAACAACACGCAAUGCAAAACACAAGAACAAAGCAACGUUCCCUUGCAACAAAAAAGCAACACAGAGCAACAAAUAGACCAAUACAGCACUAAACAACACAACACCGACACACAGGAACCCGUAAGACGAGGAAGCACUAACAACACAGAACAAACAGUCACUAACUCACAUCCACAACAUAUCAGCAACACUUUGCAAGCGCCCCUUACAACUAACCAGAGCAUACCCACAAUUGAGAACACAAGAAAAAAAAUCAGCGACACUGGAAGUGAAGUAACUGAAGGAGUCGCUGAAGAGGACACAGUUAAGGACAAGACCCUGAGCAGCAUACCAGAAGACUCAGAGCCUGAAGUAGCCACAUCUUCAUCCUCAUCACGGCAGGGGAACGCACUGAAUCCAAACGUGACCGUCACCAGUUUACUAGACAUCCGACGCAGUACCACAAGGAGAAACACGCCAACCGGAGUAGUCACGCCCCUUAGACACCACUUCCCUCUGGACGCCACUGCGGAAGAGCAACCAAGGACGAGAGAGGAGGUUCACGAGGACACGGAGGAAAGCGAGGCCUGUGCAACUCGGAGCCCCGCUGUGGAUGACCUUUACUGCCCCACCAGGAUGUUCAAAGUGGUGUUCAUCGGGGACAGUGGUGUUGGCAAGACGACCUUUAUUCAUAGAGCCUCGACUGGGGAGUACCGGCGAGACUUCGGCUCAACAGUGGGCGUGGACUACCGCACAGUGGAGGUGAGGGUGCCAGGUGUGGUGGCCGUGCUGCAGCUUUGGGACACCGCGGGCCAGGAGAGGUUCAGGUCUAUCACACGGCAAUACUACAGGAACGCAGACUGUGUGGUGGUAAUGUACGACCUCACCAGCGAGCACACCUUUCUGAACGUAGUGGACUGGAUCUCCUCCAUCAGGGAGGCAGGAUCUGAGGGUGUAAUGGUGGCGGUGGUGGGUAACAAGGAGGAUCUUGAAGACCAGCGUAGAGUGGACCUAAACGAGGCUAACAGACUGGCUAAGAGCCACAACUGCUACGUGUGUGAGUGCAGCGCCGCGAGAGGCUCCAGCGUGCAGGAGGUGCUAAAUGACCUCACCUCCCUCCUCAUGUCCGGUAACUCCCUGCAGGGGCCGCGAUCUCCCGUCAUCCUACUCAACCAGGCGCCGCGUCCCUCCAGAGCCUGCUGCAGGUCAUAGCUAUCGUUUACCGCCUGCUUAAGGUGUUUUAGGCAGGCCUGUUGUUGUAAAUAAUUUGGAGCCUCAAGGUGGUACGAUACAAUGGCUCUGUAUGUAUAUUGAGAGAGAGAGAGAGAGAGAGAGAGAGAGAGAGAGAGAGAGAGAGAGAGAGAGAGAGAGAGAGAGAGAGAGAGAGAGAGAGAGAGAGUGUGUGUGUGUGUGUGUGUGUGUGUGUGUGAGGACAAGCCUGCCAUCAGAAAACGGAUAUAUUACUAUAUAACUAUAUUACUAUAUAACAUUUACGUUCCAAAGAUUGUGAUACAUAUGCAUAAGAUAAAGUUCUUAGCUGUUCUCCAAAAAGAGAGGCAUUUGCAAUUUCAUUAUUAUUCUUAUUGUUAUUCCAAAGGCUAGAAGAAAAAGAAUAAUUGUUAAAGUCCUUCACCAAGAAGCCACUAAAACAAUUGGCCCUCGCAAGAAAACGGUGUGAAUGAGUAACGUAAGGUUUGUCAGGGUUUGUAUCCACGCUAUUUUUCUUUUUCUACUUGUUUGUUCAUCGGGUACCGAUAAGUAUAUUCAUUGUGUAUAAUGUAGUUCUUUAGUUGUGUACAGGUCUGAAAUGCUGAUCAUGCCAUUCACUCUUCGUAAUCGGAUGGUAAUGAAUUUGUAAUGAAAAAGAAGUUAUGUAUGAUAAACAUGAUAAACAUA
This is a messenger RNA of Scylla paramamosain (green mud crab), 4951 nucleotides long. Its product is annotated as ras-related protein Rab-44-like. Gene Ontology annotation, biological process: vesicle-mediated transport. Lineage: Eukaryota; Metazoa; Arthropoda; Malacostraca; Decapoda; Portunidae. The transcript has 18 exons. Gene Ontology annotation, molecular function: calcium ion binding; GTP binding; GTPase activity. The record is from RefSeq and is a predicted model, not a curated record. The coding region runs from base 182 to 4267 and encodes 1361 amino acids. Gene Ontology annotation, cellular component: trans-Golgi network membrane.